CAUGGAAUAUGUAGAACCGCACACAGACAAUGCGACCGUGCCUCUUUGGCCACGUGUGUACAUCUGUCAACUCUAUCUGCAUCCAAUGCGGCGACGACCUGGCACGAACACUGGCAUCAGGAACUUGACCAAGUCGACCUGCACCCGCGCCGCGCCGCGCCGCGCCGCACACGACCCUGCUGGCCUAGACUGCGUCCGCGACCCUCCACCGAUGCUAUCAUCAAGAAACAGAGCCACCUUCAGUGCCCCAGCGGCCUUUCGUGGUCCCCUCGAGCCCUGCCGCGGACUGCCUGCUUGCACCGACGCUGGGUGCCUCCACCCCAAAGGUCCGCCGAUCGGCCGCCUGGCACUGUUUUCAUGCACAACACACUUGUACAACAUCACUGUAGUGUGGAGCCGCGGGUACCGGGCCGGCAGCGGCGAGGCGGCGGGCCCAAAAGCCCAAAUGCGUCAAUCUUCGGAGCCCGAUAGCGGGCCUCCCGAGCGAGCUGCACCGUUCCUACUGUAGCAAUAGAUAGUUCAUACUUA
Molecule: messenger RNA, 528 nt
Organism: Capsaspora owczarzaki ATCC 30864
Lineage: Eukaryota; Filasterea; Ministeriida; Capsasporidae
Exons: 6
Source: RefSeq, a predicted model, not a curated record